Messenger RNA from Thamnophis elegans (Western terrestrial garter snake), 2409 nucleotides. Its product is annotated as verrucotoxin subunit beta-like. Gene Ontology annotation, molecular function: GTP binding. Lineage: Eukaryota; Metazoa; Chordata; Lepidosauria; Squamata; Natricidae. The record is from RefSeq and is a predicted model, not a curated record. The transcript is spliced from 4 exons. Bases 85 to 2409 code for a protein of 774 amino acids.
UCACAGAGUCAACCGUCAGUUUUUGUCUCCUCCAGAUGUUUCUCCUCUCUUGUAGGGCAGCAGAAGCAUCAGCAAUUGCAGGAGAUGAGCAUGGCCCUGGAAGAGGACACCAUAGAGAUAGCCGCCCUGGGCCGUCCCCUCCGGCUGGGGACGUUGUACGACUGCCACAAGGAUGCGCUCAUCCCAGGUGUCACCCUUUGGGACUACAGCUCUAUUCAGAAAACCAUCAAGCCUCAGCCCAAGACAGCCACUGAUAUCAUUGCAUCUGACAGCAUAGAUGACAAGGCCUCUGCCCUGGACAUUUCAGCCUCCCUCAAGGCCAGUUUCCUGGGAGGGCUGGUUGAAGUGGGAGGGUCAGCCAAGUAUCUCCAGGACACCAAGAAGUCCAAGAAACAGGCCAGAGUCACCGUUCACUACAAAGCCACCACCAGGCAUGAACAGCUGGCAAUGAGCCACCUGGGAAUCCAGAAUAUCUCUUACCCAGCAGUCUUUGAGCAGGGCACAGCCACCCAUGUGGUCACCGCCAUCCUCUAUGGAGCCCAGGCCUUCUUUAUCUUCGACCGAGAAGUUUCUUCAAUGGAGAAGGUGGAAGAUAUACAAGAAAGUCUCCAGCUUACAAUCAAGAAGGGAAUAUCAAUCACAGGACAAGCAGAUAUGAAGCUAAAUGAGGAGGAGAAAGAGAAUGUUCUCAAGUUCAAUUGCAAGUUCCAUGGAGACUUUUAUUUGGACAAAAAUCCAGUGACUUUCCAAGAUGCCAUGCAGAUUUACACAACUCUACCAAAAAUGUUAGGGAAAGAUGGAGAGAAGGCUGUGCCAGUGCGGGUCUGGCUCUACCCACUGUGCAAGCUGGACCCCAGAGCAGCUAAGAUGGUCCGUGAGAUCAGCCUAAUGUUGAUCUCUGAUGCUGAAAAGAUCUUGGAGGAACUCAAUGAAAUCCAGAUGCAAAGCAACGAUCUAGCCAAGAAUCCCAUCGCUGAGACCUUCCCUGAGAUCAAGAGGAAGAUCCAGCAGUUCAAGGAUCUGUGCAAGCAACACAGGCGGAAUUUCCAAAAACAGCUGGCCAGAGUGUUGCCUUCCAUCCGGGGAGGAGGGCAGGAGGAAGGGACCCUAGUGGACCUCUUGACGUCUGUCAAACGGUCACCCUUCAACAGCCAAAGGCUCCGUGAAUUUCUGGACUCCAAGAAAAGUGAAAUUAACCAUGUCAACUCUUGUCUGACUAUUCUAAAUAAUAUGGAAGUGAUCUCAUCUCAGAACAAGCUGGAAAAAAUAAUUCUGGAUCCCCAGAAUGAAUAUGUGGUCUCCUUUGUAUUUACCUCUUUACAUGAAGAGGAGCCAUUUCUCUUGAGUUUACAGGAUUGGCUUCAGGAGCAAUUCUCACAAGAAUCAGGUAAGCCCACAAAGUCCACUCCCGAGGUCAAGAAAGGCCUGGCCUGGUUUGAGGACAAGGAGAGGACCCAAAAUGCUCGCCAAGCUGCCAAGUCCAUCCAAGACUUUUUCAGUGUCAACCAAUCCAAGGAAAAUGUCCGCUUUGUUGUGGCCUCACUGCCAGAUGUGGACACCCCAGGAGGCUCAAUAUACCUUUAUGAAAAUGGAGAGCUGGUCAGCAAGAACUUUGAGUUGGCCUCAAAACCUCUCCCUUUCCUGAUCAGUGAACCGAGACACGACAGCAUUCAGCUGAAGUUUCAGCCAGCGGAAUAUGGAAAGGCUGCAAUCUCCAGCUAUGAGGUUUUGUACAAGAUCACAGGGGAAGAAAGGCCUGCUGAGAAAUUCCAGGAUUUGUGCUGUAUGAUUGGUCCGGAACUGACUAUAAGCAUCCCAGGGCCUGAACGGAGGAUCGUCCUGGUGGGCAGAAGCGGAAAUGGGAUAAGUGCGACAGGAAACACAAUUCUGGGAAGAAAAGUCUUUAAGCUUAGGAUGUCAUUUUGGUCAACAACAAAAGUAUGCCAAAAGGAGGAAGCACAGUUGAAUGGCAGGAAGGUUGUGGUUGUUGAUACGCCUGGCUUUUUCCCUACCAUAGGUCUACAGAAGGACAUUGUUGCAGAAGUGAGCAAGGGCGUGAAGUUUUGCUCCCCGGGUCCCCACGUCAUUCUGCAUGUGAUGCCUCUUAGUUAUUUCAUCCGGAAGGAGAUGGAGGUGAUUCAGCUCAUCAAAGAGGUUUUUGGCUUUAAAGCCAAGAAUUACAUAAUCCUCUUGUUCACCCACAAAGAUCACCUGAAAGGUCGAUCUCUAGAACAAUUUAUAUCUGCCAAAGCUGAAGACCUGAAGGAAUACAUUGCUGAAUGUGGGAACCGGAUGCUGGCUUUCAACAACGAGGCUGAAGAGGAAGAACGAGAGGCUCAGGUGGCCAAACUGAUGGCCAUGAUUGAUGAUCUGGUGGAAAGGAACAGAAAUGCUCCUUCUUGUACAUAA